This is a messenger RNA of Momordica charantia (bitter melon), 1816 nucleotides long. RefSeq names its product triacylglycerol lipase OBL1. Gene Ontology annotation, molecular function: triacylglycerol lipase activity. The record is from RefSeq and is a predicted model, not a curated record. Lineage: Eukaryota; Viridiplantae; Streptophyta; Magnoliopsida; Cucurbitales; Cucurbitaceae. Gene Ontology annotation, biological process: lipid metabolic process.
GGAAAGUACUUUUCUAAUUCUUGAGUUUGUAGUCGGACAGCGCAUUAUGUUAUAAUUUACUCAAUCAUUUAUAGAGUUGGCGAGGCCAGUUCCAUAAGAAAGAGGCAGAGGCAGAGAGAAGUGAGAAGAAGGCGAGGCAAUUAAAGCCAUGGCUGCUGCUCCUGCUUGUAACUGUAACAAGGGCUUCUCCACCAGCUAUAUGCUUCUGAAGCCGGAAGAAGUGAAGUUCUUUGAUCUGGGGCGCCUCCUGUUUUCUAGUAACCUCAAGAAGAGAAAAUUCGUGGACUCCAGCCACGCAAGAGAAUACAAUUUCUGGCGAAGAUUCUUCAUCUUCCUCUCCAUCAUCAUCCUCAAGCUUCUGCGCCUCGUCGCCACUCCGCUCGCUUACUUAGGCUUCUGCCUCGAGUUCUGCCUCAACUUUUUGUCUGCCAACCAAGGCUUUUCCGGCAUCCUCCUCAAUAUCUUACGCUUGAAAUUGAUAAUACCGGAGAGUUCAUCGGCGGAGUACUUGUCGUUGAUUGGUCAUUUGGACAGCAGAGUGACAUUGGACAAAAGCAUAAAGCGAGGCGAUGUCAACUACUUCGGAGCUCUCUGCAUGAUGGCUUCCAAAGUGGCGUACGAGAAUCAAGCUCACGUUAUUCAAACUGUCAACCAUGUCUGGAAGAUGGAGUUCUUGGGGUUUUUCAACUUUUGGAAUGAAUAUCAAGAAAAAUGCUCGACCCAAGCGUUCAUGAUGCGCGACAGAACAGUGGAUCACGACACCAUCAUCAUAUCCUUCAGAGGCACGGAGCCGUUCAACGCCGACGACUGGAGUUCCGACUUCGACAUCUCUUGGUACGAGCUCCAAGGCAUCGGAAAAAUCCACGGCGGAUUCAUGAAAGCCCUGGGCCUGCAGAAGAGCCUUGGCUGGCCCAAACAACUCCCGGCCCGCCACGGCCCAGCACGCCCUUUGGCCUACUACACCCUCCGAGAGAGGCUCACGGAGCUUCUCCAACAAAGUGAGCGGAGCAGAUUCGUGGUGACUGGCCACAGCCUGGGCGGCGCCCUGGCCAUCCUAUUUCCUGCGAUUCUGGCCUUCCACGGAGACAAACUGCUGCUCCAGAGAUUAGAGGGAGUGUACACUUUUGGACAGCCUCGCGUGGGGGACGCCAAAUUCGGAGAGUUCAUGGUCAGAUCACUGUGGCAGUACAAGAUUCGUUACUACAGAUUCGUUUAUGGGUUCGACAUGGUCCCUCGAUUACCGCUGGACGACAAGGCUUUGAUGUUCAAGCACUUCGGCCCAUGUAUCUAUUUCGACUGGAACUAUGUUGCGCAGGUUCUGGAAGAGGAGCCAUUCAAGAACUAUUUCUCGGUGGUGGGAGCGAUACUGAUGAGAAUACAAGCAUGCUUGGAGAUAGGGAGAAGCUUCACAAUUGCGUGGAGAAGGGGGAAGGAGUACGAGGAAAGAGUGUUUUUGAGAAUGGUGAGAUUAUUUGGGGUGUUAUUGCCUGGAAUUCCUGCUCAUUGUCCCCAAGAUUAUGUUAAUUCCACUCGAUUGGGGUCAACCGAAAUCUUCGCUUCUCCUCCUCUCACAACUCGUCUCCACAACGAGUACGAUGUCAAAAUUCAGUAGCGCCGGGGUUUUUAGUUUUUACCCAUUUCCUUCUCACACUGGCCGUUUGGAGAAUUAGGAGUUUUGUUACUACUUGUGUUUAAACUCGAUGAUAAUCAUAUGUGAUGGUUUAAUUGUGAGUGUGAGAUUGAAUAUUCUCCAAAAAGAGAAAAUAAGAAGAAAAGAAAAGUGCUUGAUUCAAUGUACUUUUCUACUUGAAAUCAA